UAUUUACAAACAUUGGUAUACUUCAGUCCAUGGAGGAUCGAGAUGGCUAGAAAUGGCAGACGUUCUAGCAACAAAUCGUGAAGAAAAUUUCCUUCAAACCUACUUCAACGGCUUGGCUCAGUCUUCAUUUGAUAAAUGCAAAGAUGCUGUAGACAAGGAACGUGAUACUAACAAGAAUCAAAAUGGAAUUUGGCCUUAUCUCAUGGGAACUUUAUCCCAACUGGCUACUACAGAGAAAUCAUACAUGGCCCUCUUAUUCCUUGUGCCAAAAAGUUUUCUACGCAAGGAAAACUCCCUGAAAUCUGCUUAUGAUACUUUAAGAAUGGAAUGCAAGCGAACUGAAGAAUUCUCUAAAACCACACAGUUAGAUUUACUUGUUGUUCAUCUACUUGGCCAACUUGCUCAAUUUGCUUCAGCCAGAUUAGAGCUAAUGGAAUUUUAUGAAAAAUUAUCUGCCUUUGGAUCAUCAAAACAAAACAAUCUGGAAGAACUUCUGCCUCAAAUUCACAAUUUAAGCCAAACAAGUGACAUCAAGUUUCAUCAUCCUUUGAUGGAACCAUUAAAAUCUUCUUUUGCAUAUGAAUGUGAAAUACUUACACAUCUGCUGGAUGCCAAUGUAGAGAUGGCCUCAUGGAAUUAUCUUCCAGCAUUAUUGAAAAUCAAUGAAACUCAAGCCAAAUUGGACACAUGGGCGAAAAUUUUCCAAUUAAAAGAAACAAGAAGACUAGGGCUUUUCAAAACCCCAACCUCCCCACAACUUUUCCAGUGGCUUAUAAAAUUCAAGUGCUUGAGUGUUUCAAAAUUCACCCUAUACUUUUAUGAAGUGCUUUCUAAGUAUUCAACUCCUCAGGAUUUAAAAACAUUAUGUGCAAAGCAAAGUUUGGACUAUGUGAACUUAAUUCAAGCGUUCCAGAGAAAAGCUGAUGCUCGUGCAGUUUCCUUAAUACUGGAUGUAAAUGGUCUUGAAUCAUUCCGUGGACCGGGCUAUGUCCAUCCCAACAAACCGAUAGACACCCCUAAAGGAUUGGAUUCAUACCCGUGCAUCUUCACUUCUCCUGAUAAAUCUAUUCGAGAAAUUCCUUACUGGCCAAGCGUGAUCAUGACAUUGGCUGAUCGUAUUCAAGAUUUGUCGAAUUAUGAAAAGCUAGUAUAUGUAUUUGAUCACAGGGCACAACGGACUUAUUUUUUACAGCGGGUUGAACCGCGGCUGACGUUGGUCUUGAUUUUCGAAUCAAAACGACUAGAGAAAGAGAGUUACAUCGUUAGUUUCAUGAAUGAAAUAACCCAACAACUUAGAGGGACCCGAAUUUUUAAUUGCUUAAAAGGCACUGGCUCAUCAUAGAAAUUGUCUGGUUAUAGUAGCCUAUAAUUACGAAAAGGUCUCGUUGCUGCGAGUCUGCGACCAAUUCUGUAAAAAAAAAUUUUGCGUUGCUUUCAUGCGCAUAUUAAAUGCGAUAUGGCAAUCAUGUUGA
Daphnia pulicaria is the source of this 1472-nucleotide messenger RNA. RefSeq names its product KICSTOR subunit 2-like. Bases 53 to 1342 code for a protein of 429 amino acids. The transcript has 6 exons. Gene Ontology annotation, biological process: cellular response to amino acid starvation; cellular response to glucose starvation; negative regulation of TORC1 signaling. The record is from RefSeq and is a predicted model, not a curated record. Gene Ontology annotation, cellular component: KICSTOR complex. Lineage: Eukaryota; Metazoa; Arthropoda; Branchiopoda; Diplostraca; Daphniidae.